Messenger RNA from Orbicella faveolata, 2393 nucleotides. Its product is annotated as octopamine receptor beta-2R-like. The record is from RefSeq and is a predicted model, not a curated record. Gene Ontology annotation, biological process: G protein-coupled receptor signaling pathway. NCBI's taxonomy places the organism in Eukaryota, Metazoa, Cnidaria, Anthozoa, Scleractinia, Merulinidae. Gene Ontology annotation, cellular component: membrane. Gene Ontology annotation, molecular function: G protein-coupled receptor activity.
UUGUUUUGGAUACACACACUGAAAUCUCAUUCAAUCCGCAAAGUGAACUAAAGCUUUUUACAAAUUGCUCGAGUUUUGCGGGCUUUAUAAAUUUCUCUGCCAGCUUUCUCUAAUAUCAUCAGGUGUAUUGAGUACUUUUCCCCUUAGGAGUCCAAUUCCCGAAUCAGAAAAUCCAAUAUCCAGAGGUCAUUGCACACUACCACAAAAACAAGAAUAUACAUUUCUAAGCCUGGUGUGCCUCUGCUUAGCUUCAACCAAUUGAAAUUUGGGACAAGUUGAUUGAGAGAAAAUGUCAACAGAACAAAAUUAUUCAGUUACGGAAACAAUGUUUCAGAUGACUUGUUGUAAGGGAUGGUCUUGGGUAAAUGAUGGUCGUGACAGUUUACCCUUUUAAAAAAUUGUUUCCUGAUUUCAUUCAUUGUUAUUCAUAUUGGCAUAAAGGCAGCUGGUAUGUAAAAUGAAUUUAUGAAGCAUCGUAAAAUGAUAUCAAUCGGUUCGUACGAUGUACAUUUGGAUAUCUGUGGAGCCGACAAGUGAUCAUAACACACGCACUGAGAAACCGGGAGCAGAAACGAAUUAGCAAGUAAUCUGCAAUAGGUCGUUAUAAGAAGCGCACCGGGACAACAUGGAAAGUCUCCUUAACUCAUUCGGCUGGAUACUUUCAAUCAUAACAGCAGCAGGAAACGGCUUCGUAGUACUUCUUGUCGCCAAAAAUCGCCGCCUGCAUUCCUCGGCCAACAAGUUCGUCCUUUCCUUAGCAGUGGCUGACUUUGGCGUCGGAAUCACCGUUUUUCCGUCAAGUUAUUUUUGCAAUUACUCAAUGGCGUGUAACUUGAGCGUGCAAAAGGCAUUCUUCUGGUUCUUCCUUCACUCUUCAGUCACAAAUCUUUGCUCCUUGACUUGGGAUCGUUACCUCGCCAUCGUUCAUCCUUUAAAAUACAAUACCUCCAUGACUGUGAGACGCCCCGGAAUAGUUAUCUUAAUAGCAUGGUUGAUUCCUUUGGCUAUCUCGCUGUCACUUCUCGUGGGAAUGUACGCCACAACUUCCAACAUUGCUCAAAAUGUUAUACAACUAACUGGCGUGUCUGCCUUUGACAUAAUCUCCUGCGUAUUGCUCUUCUAUACUGUUGUUCGUAUCCUCGUUGUUGCACGCGCACAGUCUCACAAAGAAGCUCAGAAAGAAGCUGCAAUAGAACUACAAGUUCAGUUUACCCACUCAUCCACGGAUAACGCAAACUCGCGCAGACGUCGCAAGAAACACAAAACGGCUUCCUUCAUAAUCGCCAUUGUCGCUUUUUUCUUGGGAUGCUACGUGGUGGUAAACUAUUUAGUUUUGUGCAUGGCUUUUUCUUGUCAUAAUUUCUCCGAUGAAGCUGGCUUGAUCCUCAUAUUAUUCCUGGUUCUGAACUCCUCGGUUAAUCCUUUGGCUUACGCAUUUUUGAAGAAAGAUAUUAAGAUGGAAAUAAAACAGCUUAUCCGCGGAGGAAACUAGCGCAAAAUAAUCCUGCUAAACUUUUCUCUAAGUCUGAGCUUUAAUAUUUCAGUAUGUUGUAAAUAAGCCUCGAUUAAGGCGAAAGGAUCAAACGUUAGUAUCAUCUAUAAACUGUUUUUUAAAUGUGAGAUAAUGGCAAUAUUCAACACCUUUUAAUCACGGUUCAGAUGUAGGGUCGAGUUAAUAUCCAGUAAUGGGAAGUUUAGCAUCUUUUUUUGUUAGAAGUCUGGUCACGAAAAAAGUGGUUAAUUUUACGAUCUAUCGACUGCGAACAUCAUUAGUAUUGCUUCCAUAUGAUUAAUGACGAAGCCAAAGUUUUGAUUCAAGAAACUGAUGUGCCUUUAAAUGCAAAUUUAAAACGGCGGAACCUUUUAAGCGUCUUUUCAUUGUGUCGACAGGUGCUCGAGAAUGCGAUGUUAACUUCAAACUUCAUAGACAUUUCAUAAAGUCGAUCCUAAGUAAAUGGUUGGGACAUUCGUGAUUAAAUAAUGAAAGCAAGACUGCGAUUUUGGCUUCGUUUAAUUUGGCCUAUAUAUCAUCUCUGACUUGAUUAUGUCAAUAAUCUAGGUAGUCUUUUAUAUUAAUAGUGCAUGCCCUCAGGAAAUGCAUAUAGACACACACUUCACAGUGGCGUCAACCCAAGCAAUGCAUGGAAUAAAAUCUCUACCUUUUGUGAUAAGCGGGAUGUUUUUUUGUUUGGAUAUAUAAAGCAGGGAACACACUAAACGGUGAUUGAAAAUAUUCGAAAACAAAGAAGGGCCGCUGCCAGGAUGAAACAGUAAAAUAUAAAAACAUUUUCUGGCUUAAAGUACAUAAAAAAACACAAGCUUUCGACUGUCUUAAUUACAGUCUUCAGUGGGAGAAAUGGUAUAAAAAAGCUAAAGAUUCAAUUGUUAUUGAA